Messenger RNA from Anoplophora glabripennis (Asian longhorned beetle), 1167 nucleotides. RefSeq names its product 3-oxoacyl-[acyl-carrier-protein] reductase FabG-like. Bases 145 to 957 code for a protein of 270 amino acids. The transcript has a single exon. Gene Ontology annotation, molecular function: oxidoreductase activity. Lineage: Eukaryota; Metazoa; Arthropoda; Insecta; Coleoptera; Cerambycidae. The record is from RefSeq and is a predicted model, not a curated record.
UUGCUCUUAUUUUAAGUUCAAUGUUUAUUAUAUCAAUCUUAUCAUAAAUCACUUGUUGGAGUUCUCCACCAUUAUCUGAAUCUAAUAUUUGUUUUUACAGAUUUGAAGAUAGAUAUAUUACAUCCACUUAUAGAUAAGAAAAGUAUGUCAGUUUUUUGUAAGCAAAUAGUUAAUCGAUUAAACUUGAGUAAAAUGCAUUUCGCCGGAAAGGUGGUAUUAAUUACCGGUGCCAGCUCGGGUAUUGGGGCAACGACUGCUAAAGUUUUCGCUGGUCUGGGUGCUGCCCUAGCUCUGACUGGUAGAAAUCUAGAAAAUCUGCAACAAGUGGCUUCAGACUGUGCUUCUGGAACAACUCCACUCUUAAUAAUUGCCGAACUAACCAGUGAGAGUGACACGAAAGCCAUCAUCGACCAAACUGUGGAACGCUUCGGCAGAUUGGACGUUCUAGUCAACAACGCGGCAGUUUUGGAGUUGGAUUCCAUGGAAACGACUAGUCUGGCACAGUACGACAACGUUAUGAACACAAACGUGAGGUCACUUUACCACAUAACGACGCUAGCGGUGCCCCACUUAAUAAAAACCAAAGGCAACAUCGUUAAUGUCAGUAGCGUCACCGGUCUCAGAGCUUUCUCGGGGCUUUUGACAUACUCCAUGUCCAAGGCAGCGGUCGACCAAUUCACCAGGUGUGCGGCUUUGGAUUUGGCACCCAAACAAGUCAGGGUUAACAGUGUGAACCCUGGGGUGAUCGUCACUAACUUCCAGAGGCGAGCGGGAAUGAACAGAGAACAGUACACAGAAUUCUUGAAGAGAUCUGAGGGGAAUCACGCUUUGGGGCGUAACGGCAGGGCGGAGGAGGUGGCAAGGGCUAUUGUGUUUUUAGCCAGUGAUGAUGCCAGCUUUAUUACUGGGACGACACUUCCUGUGGACGGGGGAAGGCAUGCUAUGUGUCCGAGAUGAACAGUUGUAGGAAACGAAAAAAUAUGAACAAAUCGGUAAUUCUGUCGCUUAUUACUACAAACGGAAACAUCCCUAUAAAUAAAACAUUUAUUCAAAUGUGACCCAUUUCCAUUUGAAACGAGUCACAUUGUUUACAAAAAUCAACUUUUUCAUUAACAAGUAUUGAAAAGUUACAAGUUACAAGUGGAUAUUAAAAAUAGUAAUAAUUGA